GGCAAGCCUUUAAGCAGGCCAGAUUGUUUACGACAGAAACCCCCCAUGUGUUGGUAAGGUGGAGGAAGAGGAUUUUAACAUUGAAGAUUGUUACGUCCCUCAGAGGUCUAUUUAUGACACAGUCCGGCUAAAUGAACAGAUUGACUCUGGUAGUAAAGGCAGUCUUUCCUCCAGGCAUUUUACAGAUCGCACCUUACCUUAUAGCAAUAGAACACUGGACAGCAGCACUCUGUGCAGCAAUGGUGCCCUUGCCUGUAACAAUGAAUCCAGAAACCGUGACAAUGAACCCUACAAACUGGAUGAAAAGAUGAUCUACGAUGCACUCAAAUUAAAUAGAGAAAUUAACCGACCUGGAGGUUUACCCAGAAAUAGACAGAAAUCAGAGAAGAGGGAACACAGACGAUCCUGGAGGCUUUUUGUACCUGUAAACCUUGCAGAUUAUGUCACUAGGAGUGAAAGUUCUUAUGCUGAGAGUCCUGCAUCUGAUACGUUGAAUUCAUGUAAAAAGGAAACACAUUCUUUAACAUCAGAGGAUGACUCUGGUCUGUGCAGUCCAUUGGCUGAAGGAGAUGAUAAACCAGAGGCAGCAGCUAUAGAACAAGAGGAGCAACAGGUUGGCUUGGCUUGUGUAGACAGUAGUGACAUGGUGGGCAACUUAUUAUCAGGGAUCUCUAACUGUGGCCAGCACACUCCCUUCCUUCUAUAUGCCAAAGUGCAGAGUGACUUAGAUUUCAGCCUAAUUGCAUGCAGCAUUACUGAUUCUAAGAGCCCUGAAUUCCACAGUGCCCUUUAAUUCUGAUUUGGAUCUGGAUAGUGAAUGCUCAAACACCCUUGAGGGGUAUGUGAAUCUGGAGGAUAGCUUUAACUUGUUUGAGGAAGAAGAAAAUAAGCAUACUAAUGACCAAGUCAAAAGGAAAGGCAAAAUAAGGGACAACACAUAUGAUUUGGAUGUUUACAAUGACAUUUAUUCUGACAAUAAUGGUUAUUAUGAUAUGGUUUUUCCUGUGCCUGGUCACAAGCAGCCAAGAUGGCACGUGCAAAAUCCUGGGGUAUACUGGGUUCUCCACCAAGGCAGAAAGCUUCUGUGGUGCACCCUAAAACUAUCCCUAUGAGAGAUAAAAGCAAAGUGUGGACCAAAGAAUCCAAAAGAGGAAAGCAUAUAAAAUAUGGCCCAUCAUCAAAGGCUUUCCAGAAAGAAGAAAUUGAACCCCUUCAAGCUCGGCUACAAGAGGUGAACUGGCUAGGUCAAGGGCUGGUUCAAAGUGCCGCAAAAAACACCAGCACCCAGAAUUUAGAACACGAUCUGGAGGAAGUAAAUACAAGGUGGAAUACUCUGAACAAAAAGGUUGCUCAGCGUGCAGCUCAACUACAAGAAGCUCUGCUCCAAUGUGGACGAUUUCAAGAUGCACUUGAAUCUAUACUGAGCUGGCUUGCAGACACAGAGGACCUUGUGGCCAAUCAGAAGUCACCAUCUGCUGAAUUCAAGGUGGUCAAAGCUCAGAUUCAGGAACAAAAGCUGCUGCAAAGAUUACUUGAUGACCGAAAGCCAACCAUUGAUGUUAUCAAACGAGAGGGGGAAAAGAUUGCUGCUACUGCUGACCAAGCAGAUAAAGACAAGAUCUUGAAGCAGCUCAGUACCCUGGAGCGUCGGUGGGAUGAGCUGCUGAAGAAAGCUGAAAUACGGAAUCGUCAGCUGGAAGGUAUAUUGAUUGUUGCAGAACAGUUCCAUGACACCUUGGAACCUCUGUCUGAGUGGCUCAGUAACUCAGAAAAGAAGCUUGCCAAUGCAGAACCCAUUGGUACACAGACAUCUAAACUUCUGGAGCAGAUUUCUCAGCACAAAGCACUACAAGACGACAUUACAGCUCACAAUUCACUAUUGCACCAAUCUCUGAGCAUUGGCAAGUCAUUAAAGGCACUGAGUUCCACAGAAGAGAAGGAGAUGGUUCAGGAAAAAAUAGAUAUCUCACAGACACGGUACAUGGAGAUCCAAGAGAGAAGUAGCAGGAGAAACGAACUUCUACAGCAGGCACACUGCAAUGCUCAGAUUUUUGGGGAUGAUGAAGUUGAGCUGAUGAACUGGCUGACUGAAGUACUUGACAAGCUGAGCAAACUGUCAGUUCAAGAUUACAGUACAGAUGUACUCACAAGGCAGCACACUGAAUUGCUGCUCCUUCAGGAAGAUAUUGUGCUCAGGAAGAAAAACGUGGACCAGGCCAUACAGAAUGGAUUGGAACUGCUUAAACAGACAACUGGUGAUGAAGUGGUCAUUAUACAGGAAAAGUUGGAUGGAAUCAAAUCAAGAUAUUUGGAAAUAUCAAACCUGAGUUCAAAAGUUUCCAAAGUCUUAGAACAGGCAUUAAACCUUGCAACACAGUUCCAUUCAACACAUGAACAGCUGAGCCAGUGGCUGGACAAGGUGGAAGUAGAACUGAAGAACUAUGAUCUGCAGAGCCAUAAACCUGAGGAGUUGAACACCAUUGAACAAAGAAAGAAGGAACUUCAAUCAGAAGCCAGAACAAACAAGGCAGUGCUGGACUCCCUCAAUGAAGUUAGCAGCGCUUUGUUGGAACUAGUGCCUUGGAGAGUCAGAGGAGGCCUUGACAAGAUGGUGACAGUAGACAAUGAGCGCUACAGAUUAAUAAGCGACACCCUCACACAAAUGGUUGAAGAGAUAGAUGCUGCCAGGUUGAGAUCUCAGCAGUUUGAGCAAGCUGUUGGUGCGGAGCAAACAUGGAUUGAGGAAACCAAAAAUAAAUUGAUGGCUCUUGGUCACAUUCGGCUUGAGCAAGACCAGACCGUGGCUCAGCUACAAGUUCAAAAGGGCUUUACCAUGGAAAUAUUAAAACACAAAGAUACGAUCGAUGAGCUGGUCAGUUCAGGAGAUGAAAUAAUGAAUUCAUUCAGUGACGGGGAAAAACAAACAAUGGCGAACAAGGUCAGACACCUGCAGAAGAUUUAUGAGGACGUCUGUCAUUUGAAUGCUGAGAGGAACCUGCAGGUAGAGCGAGCUGUAUCUUUAGUAAACCAGUUCUGGGAAACGUACGAAGAGCUGUGGCCUUGGUUGACGGAAACAGAGAAAGCCAUCUCUGAAUUGCCACCUCCAGGUUUAAAUUAUGAUACACUAAAGCAACAGCAAGAAGAUAUCCGGCAACUUCGCGAGCUGAUUGCAGAACACAAACCUCAUAUAGAUAAGAUGAACAAAACUGGGCCCCAGCUGCUGGAACUCAGUCCUGAUGAAGGUUUCUUUAUCCAGGAGAAAUAUGUUUUAGCUGACUCUCUUUACAGUGAUAUCAAGGAGGUUGUAAAGAAGCGGGCUAUUGCCUUGGAUGAAGCUUUUUCUCAGUCAUCACAGUUUCAUGACAAGAUUAAUCCAAUGCUCGAAAGCUUGCAACGAAUAGCUGAGCGUUUGAGACAGCCACCUUCAAUCUCAGCAGAGUGUGAGAAGAUCAGAGAGCAGAUAAGCGAGAAUAAAAAUGUUUCUAUGGAGCUUGAAAAGCUGCAGCCUGUCUAUGAGACGCUUAAUAUGCGUGGAGAGGAAAUGAUCGCUCGUUCUGAGGGUGCUGAUAAGGACAUCUCAGCUAAAGCCAUCCAAGAUAAGCUUGACCAAAUGGUCUUUAUCUGGGAGGACAUCCAGGCUUUGACGGAGGAAAGGGAGGCCCAGUUGUUGGAUGUGCUGGAGUUGGCAGAAAAGUUUUGGUGUGAUCACAUUGCUCUAAUAGCCACCAUUAAAGACACCCAAGAAUUUAUUCGAGAUCUUGAUGAACCUGGAGUUGAUCCUUCAGUUGUAAAACAGCAACAGGAGGCAGCGGAGGCAAUAAAAGAAGAAAUCGAUGGUCUGCAAGAAGAGUUGGAUCUUGUGUUUUCUCUUGGGUCAGAGUUAAUGUCUGGAUGUGGAGAACCUGACAAGCCUGUUGUGAAUAAAAGUAUUGAUGAGCUGAAUUCUGCAUGGGAUACACUUUAUAAAACAUGGAAAGAGCGAGUAGAGAAACUGGAUGACGCAAUGCAGGCGGCUGUGCAGUACCAGGAUGGGCUGCAGGCACUUUUUGACUGGGUGGAUUUUGCUACAGGGAGAAUGUCUAUAAUGUCACCUAUCGGAACAGACCUAGACACAGUGAAGCAGCAAAUCGCUGAACUUAAGCAAUUCAAGACAGGGGCGUAUCAACAACAAAUAGAACUGGAAAGGCUGAAUCACCAGAAGGAGUUAUUGCAGAAGAGGGUGACAGAUGAGAAUGAAAAGCAAGCGGUUGAAGACUCCUUCAAAGAACUGAAAUGUUUAUGGAAAACCUUGGAGGAUAGAAUUAUCAACAGACAGCACAAACUAGAAGCUGCCCUCUUGGCUUUAGGUCCAUUCCAGCAUGCACUAGAUGAAUUGCUAACAUGGAUGACUCAUACAGAGGGAUUGCUCAAUGAACAGAAGCCCAUUGGUGGAGAUCCGAAGACUAUUGAGAUUGAACUUGCCAAACACCAUGUGCUGCAAAAUGAUGUUCUGGCACACCAGUCUAGUGUAGAAACAGUCCAGAAAGCAGGAAACGACCUGAUCGAAUCGAGUGCUGGAGAAGAAGCUCGCAGUCUGCACAGCAGGUUAGAGGCGUUAAGCCAACGUUGGCAAAAUGUAACGGAUAAAACAGAGCAGAGAAGAAAGCAACUUGACAAUGCGCUUCUCCAGGCUCAGGGUUUCCACAGCGAGAUUGAAGAAAUGCAUCAAUGGCUGACAGAGACUGAACGUCAUUUACUGGCUUCCAAACCUGUUGGAGGAUUACCAGAAACAGCGAGAGAGCAACUCAGCACUCAUCUGGAACUAUGUGUUAUGUUUGAAGCAAAGGAAGAGGUCUACAAAAGCAUCAUGCUUAAAAGCCAGCAACUAUUGCAAAAAAGUGCAGAUGACCCUGAAGCAAAUAUGGAUCAAGACAUAAACAACCUAAAAGAGAAAUGGCAAUCAGUAGAAACAAAACUCAGCGAGCAAAAAGCGAAACUCGAGGAAGCACUAAAUCUGGCAACGGGAUUUCACAAUUCUUUUCAAGACUUUAUUAACUGGCUAACCCAAGCUGAGCAGACGCUAACUGUGGCUUCUCCGCCAAGUCUUGUUUUGGAUACAGUAUUAUUUCAAAUUGAUGAACAUAAGGUGUUUGUUACCGAAGUUAAUUCACACAGAGAUCAGAUCAUGGAGCUGGAUAAAACUGGAACCCAUUUAAAAUAUUUCAGCCAAAAAGAGGAUGUAGUAAUAAUCAAGAAUUUACUGAUCAAUGUACAGAGCAGAUGGGAAAAUGUUGUUCAGCGCUCGCUUGAAAGAGGGCGAGCGUUAGAUGAUGCCCGAAAAAGAUCCAAACAGUUCCAUGAAGCUUUUGACAAACUUAUGGAAUGGCUGGAGGAAUCAGAAAAUUCCUUAGAUUCAGAACUUGAGAUUGCAAAUGACCCAGACAGGAUCAAGACGCAACUGGCAACACAUAAGGAAUUUCAAAAAACCCUGGGUGCCAAACAUUCUGUGUACGAUUCCACCACUAGGAGUGGGCGCUCCUUGAAAGAGAAAGCAGCUCUGAAUGAUGACAUUCAGAAACUCGAUGACAUGCUCAGUGAGAUAAGAGACAAAUGGGAUACAGUCUGUGGGAAAUCAGUGGAGAGACAAAACAAACUGGAGGAAGCACUGCUGUUCUCUGGCCAGUUUACAGAUGCCUUGCAGGCUCUUAUUGAUUGGCUGUACAAAGUGGAACCACAGCUGGCUGAAGAUCAACCAGUACAAGGAGAUAUUGAUGUAGUGAUGAAUCUCAUUGACAACCACAAAGUUUUUCAAAAAGAGCUGGGAAAGAGAAGCAGCAGUAUUCAGGCCCUCAAGCGAUCUGCCAGAGAGUUAAUUGAAGGAAGUCGUGAUGACUCUUCUUGGGUGAAAGCCCAAAUGCAGGAAUUAGGCACCCGCUGGGAUAGUGUAUGCACUUUAUCUGUAUCCAAACAGACCCGACUGGAAGAAGCCCUGCGUCAGGCAGAGGAGUUUCACUCGGCUGUGCAUAUCUUGUUGGAGUGGCUGGCUGAGGCAGAACAGACCCUGAGAUUUCAUGGGGUCCUCCCCGAUGAUGAAGAUUCUCUAAAGACACUAAUUGAACAACACAGGGAAUUCAUGAGGAAUAUUGAGGAAAAAAGAACUGAGCUGAAUAAUGGAGCGAGUAAGGGAGAAGCAAUCCUUUCUGUUUGUCAUCCAGACUCCAUUACUACUAUUAAGCACUGGAUAACCAUUAUUAAAGCUAGGUUUGAGGAGGUCUUAACCUGGGCAAAGCAGCAUCAACAAAGGCUUGCUGCAGCAUUGGAAGAAUUGAUAGCCAAAAAGGAGUUGCUGGAAUCUCUUCUGACAUGGUUACAGUGGGCAGAGACUACACUCAAUGAAAAAGACAAGGAAGACAUCCCAGAGGAGAUCGAUGAAGUUAAAGCUCUGAUAGCAGAACAUCAGGCAUUUAUGGAAGAAAUGACUAGAAAACAGCCAGAUGUAGAUAAAGUCACAAAGACUUACAAGAGGAAAGCUGCUGAAUCUACAUCAGGGCAAUCUCAAAUCCCGGUCUUAGGCAAGGGGAGAACAGGUCGAAAGCGGGUCACCCACAACACACCUUUAUCCAUCUGGCACACAAGCUCCACUAGAAACAAAGAACCCAAGGGUCAAUUUAUUAGUUAGCAAAUGGCAACAUGUGUGGCUUUUGGCAUUAGAGAGAAGAAGAAAUCUGAAUGAUGCCUUGGAUAGGCUGGAAGAGCUCAAAGAGUUUGCCAACUUUGAUUUUGAUGUAUGGAGAAAGAAAUAUAUGAGGUGGAUGAAUCAUAAGAAAUCACGGGUAAUGGACUUCUUCCGGAGGAUAGACAAAGAUCAAGAUGGGAAGAUAACACGGCAGGAAUUUAUAGAAGGAAUUCUUUCGUCAAAAUUUCCUACCAGCCGUCUAGAGAUGAGUGCAGUGGCUGACAUCUUUGAUCGUGAUGGUGAUGGCUACAUUGACUAUUAUGAGUUUGUAGCAGCCCUUCACCCAAACAAAGAUGCUUACAAACCUGUAACUGAUGCUGACAAAAUUGAAGACGAGGUAACUCGACAAGUAGCUAAAUGUAAGUGUGCCAAGCGAUUCCAAGUUGAACAGAUCGGAGACAACAAAUACAGGUUUUUUCCUGGGAAAUCAGUUUGGUGACUCCCAACAAUUACGUCUUGUCCGUAUUUUGAGGAGCACUGUGAUGGUUCGGGUUGGUGGAGGUUGGAUGGCACUUGAUGAAUUCCUGGUGAAAAAUGAUCCAUGCAGAGUUCAUCAUCAUGGAAGUAAAAUGUUACGUUCCGAAUCGAACUCUUCAAUUACUACUCAGCCUCUUAUAGCCAAAGGAAGGACAAAUGUAGAGCUUCGGGAAAAGUUUAUGUUACCAGAGGGAAUUAGUCAAAGCAUGACACCUUUCCGACCAAAGGGCCGUAGGUCUAGACCGUCUUCAAGAGGGGCAUCACCAAAUAGGUCUAAUUCAAGCCCAAAUAUCCAGGCUUGUCCAUCACAAGUCACUGGUACCAGCACACCCAAGACACCUCUCCAUAUAACACGCAAUUAUGGUAAACCUUGGCUGACAAACAGCAAAACAUCGACUCCUUGUAAGAGUCCUGAGCCCCCUGAGUACAGACUCUCAUCUGAAGAGGGAACCCCGAUUCAAGGAAGUAAGCUUAGGCUUCCAGGAUAUCUUUCAGGGAAAGGAUUUCACUCAGCAGAAGAAAGUAGCUUAUUAACAGCAGCAUCCACCAAAGUCAGGACACAGUUUGCAGAUUUUCGGAAAACUACAAGUCGAGCUGGUAGCAAGGCUGGGAGCAGGUCGAGUAGCCGGCGAGGAAGUGAUGCCUCUGACUUUGACAUCUCUGAAAUCCAGUCUGUGUGUUCUGACAUGUCUGAGGCUGUUCAUGAUAGCAGACCCUCUCCACGAUCAAGUUCACGGCUUUCAACGGGCAAACCUUCCAAAAUUCCCACUCCUCAGCGACGGUCACCUUUGAGCAAAUUAGCAACAACAAAGACAACAAAAAGAUAG
Messenger RNA from Staurois parvus, 8019 nucleotides. NCBI's taxonomy places the organism in Eukaryota, Metazoa, Chordata, Amphibia, Anura, Ranidae. The record is from the annotation of a GenBank genome assembly.